This is a messenger RNA of Olea europaea var. sylvestris, 597 nucleotides long. RefSeq lists its product as uncharacterized. The transcript is spliced from 3 exons. Lineage: Eukaryota; Viridiplantae; Streptophyta; Magnoliopsida; Lamiales; Oleaceae. Bases 165 to 380 code for a protein of 71 amino acids. The record is from RefSeq and is a predicted model, not a curated record.
GACGAAAUUCACUUUAUCUAACGGGUCGGAUCACCCUGCAAUCCACAUUAUAAAGUUACUAUUAGCAAUAGUUCGAUUUUCAGGCGAAUCAACGUCGAUUGAGUACUUAUUUUCAGUUGAUAAUCCGCCGUCAGAUUAUUUGUUGGUCUAUCAUAGGAAUCUUGAUGUCCCGAAAGCGUAAUGCUAUUGUUGCCACUGGCUUAUUGGCUUUUGCAUCUGCAGGCUUGGCGUUUCCCUUCUACAUGGCAUCGAGGUCAUCAAGAACACCUGUGAUAGAUUCAUCAAAGCCACUGCCACCUCAAGCAACUUUCCGAGGACCUUACAUUAAUACCGGUUCACGUGAUGUUGGGCCUGACCAUCAAACUUAUACAAAAAAGUAAAAAUUUUCAUUUCAAUGCAGAAUAUUUGUAUUUUGCAAUUAAUAUGCUGACUUUCUAAGUGCAAUUUGUGUGACCUUUGAAGUAAAGAAAUGUUGCGGGAUUCCCUUCACAGUGGAUGUCUUUAGAGAAUGUACAGGGUCAAUCUGGUCCUUAAUUCUUGCCUUGGUAACGUUUGGUUUAUCAUUCAUUUUUCAUAUGGAAGGAUUGGCAUACAGAA